AAUUUUUCAGUUUGACUAAUCCCUCCAAACAUGCCUUUUCACCUUCUGUUAUGAAAAUCCCUGAAGACAAUCACCGAAUGAUUUAUUUUGCCGUCUCACCUUACUUCUUUGACUCAGCCAAACAAGUUUACCAAGAUGCUGGAAUAAAAUCCCUCAAAAUGACUAAUGAAAUGGUUCCAAAGGACUCCAAAUUCCCUCUGACAACCAAGGUCUAUGGAACUCUGAUCCCUCAGGUUUCCAAGAACUUCCCCAACAUGAAAAUGCAGUUCAUCCUUGACAUGCCUUCUAUACCAUCUAUCAUCAUCACCUCUAAAAAUAAUACGAGCUUCAUGUCUUCUAUUUCAACUCAAGCCUAUGCUAUUUUCCCUAAUUCUUCUCUGGCCCCGCUCUUUCGGAUUAGCCUGGUCAGUAUGGAUUGGGCUUGGAAAACUCAUGGGUGGUAGCAUAGUCCAACUGAAUGAGCUCUGGUUUGUCCACAUAUGUAGCACUACAAAAACAACAACAACAAAAAAACCCCAACAAUCCAGAAGCCAGGACAUCAAGUCAGAGCCCUUGUUCUAGUCCUAGUUCCAAUGCUAACUUGUAUUCUAGAAAAGCACUGGAUUUGGAGGCAGAAGACAAGUGUUCCAACCUCACACAUUACCUAUAUGACCUUGGGCAAAUCCUUUUUGUUCCAGGUCUCAGUUUCCUCCUCUAUAAAAUGAGGUGAAAGUAGACCAAUCUCUUCAGCUUUUUUCUCUAUGUUCCUAACUCCCUUUAUGAAUCUGAACGGGGCCUAUAUGGAUUGGAGAUGAAGAAUCAUAGAUUUAGAUCAGAAUGCAGAAUUAGAGCAGGGUUUCUUAAAUCUAACUUCUCCCUCUCUCCCUCUCAUUUUGCAGAUAAGGAAACUGAUGUGUAGCAGCAAGUGUAUGAGGCAGGGUGGGAACCUAAGUCUCUUUCCAAUUCCAAGUUCAUUGCCCUAUCCAAUAAACCAAGGCCUCUUUGAGGACCUUGAGGUUCAUGAAUUUUUUUCUUUCUAAUUGGAAAACUAUUUAAAUGUUAUCUUGGGAAUAACACAGAACU
Molecule: messenger RNA, 1062 nt
Organism: Monodelphis domestica (gray short-tailed opossum)
Lineage: Eukaryota; Metazoa; Chordata; Mammalia; Didelphimorphia; Didelphidae
Product: bactericidal permeability-increasing protein
Biological process (GO): negative regulation of macrophage activation; defense response to Gram-negative bacterium; negative regulation of interleukin-6 production
Molecular function (GO): lipopolysaccharide binding
Source: RefSeq, a predicted model, not a curated record